UACGUGGCCUUCACAGACACAGAGCGGCUGGUUGGCGACGCCACCAAGAGCCAGGCUGCCCUGAACCCACACAACACGGUGUCCGACGCCAAGAGGCUGCUCGGGCACAAGUUCGCGGACGCAACUGGGCAGUCGGACAUGAAGUAUUGGCCCUUCCAGGUGGUGAGCAAGGGUGGCAAGCCCAAGGUGCGCCUGUCCUACCGCGGGGGGGACAAAGCGUUCUACCCCGAGGAGAUCUCCUCUGUAACACUCAGCAAGAUGAAGGAAACAGCUGAGGCAUACCUGGGCCAGCCAGUGAGGCGCGCUGUGAUCACGAUGACCACCUUCUGCAACGACUCGCAGCGCCAGGCCACCAAGGACGUGGGUGCCAUCGCGGGGCUCAACGUGCUGAGGAUUAUCAAUGAGCCCACUGCGGCCUCUAUCACCUAUGGGCUGGACCGGCAGGGCUCCGGAGAGCGCAACGUGCUCAUUUUUGACCUGAGCGGGGGCACCUUCGACGUGUCAGUCCUCAACAUCAAUGCCGGUGUCUUUGAGGUGAAGGCCACCGCUGGAUUCACCCACCUAGGUGGAGAGGACUUCGACAAGCGGCUGGUGAACCACUUCAUGGAGGAGUUCCAGUGGGAGCACGGCAGGGAUGUGAACGGGAAUAAGCGGGCCCUGCGAAGGCUGCGCACGGGCUGUGAGUGCACCAAACGCACCCUGUCCUCCAGCACCCAGGAGAUAGACUCCCUGUUUGAAGGCGUAGACUUCUACACGUCCAUCACUCGUGCCUGCUUUGAGGAGCUGCCAGACCUCUUCCGCAGCACGCUGGAGCCUGUGGAGAAGGCCUUGCGGGAUGCCAAGCUGGACAAGGCACAGAUCCACGAUGUCCUCCUGGUGGGCGACUCCACCCGCAUCCCAAAGGCAAAGCUGCUGCAGAACUUCUUCAAGGGCAGGGAGCUAAACAAGAGCAUCAACCCCGAUGAGGCCGUGGCCUAUGUGGCUGCGGUGCAGGCGGCAGUGUUGCUGGGGGACAAGGGUGAGAAAGUGCAGGAUCUCCUGCUGCUGGAUGUGGCUCCCCUGUCCCUAGGGCCGGAGACAGCAGGUGGGGUGAUGACCACGCUGAUCCAGAGGAACGCCACCAUCCCCACAAGGCAGACCCAGACCUUCACCACCUACUCCGACAACCAGCCUGGGGUCCUGAUCCAGGUGUAUGAGGGUGAGAGGGCCAUGACCAGGGACAACAACCUGCUGGGGUGCUUUGAACUCAGUGGCAUUACCCCAGCCUCACGUGGACUCCCCCAGAUAGAAGUGACCUUUGACAUUGAGGUCAAUGUCAUCCUGAAUGUGACAGCCACUGACAGGAGCACAGGCAAAGCUAACAAGAUCACCAUCACCNGGGAUAUUUGA
Messenger RNA from Galeopterus variegatus (Sunda flying lemur), 1389 nucleotides. Its product is annotated as heat shock 70 kDa protein 6-like. Gene Ontology annotation, biological process: cellular response to unfolded protein; protein refolding. The record is from RefSeq and is a predicted model, not a curated record. Gene Ontology annotation, molecular function: ATP-dependent protein folding chaperone; misfolded protein binding; ATP binding. Gene Ontology annotation, cellular component: blood microparticle; vesicle; cytoplasm. Lineage: Eukaryota; Metazoa; Chordata; Mammalia; Dermoptera; Cynocephalidae.